AAGGACAGUCAAUUUUACCUUCAACUAACCUCUUAGACGAUUGCCUUUAUGCGCCAUAUGGUCGAGAAAAUUAUGAAAAAACGAAUAUAACCAUGAUACGAAUUGGGCCUCUGCUGCCUCUGAAGUUAAAUGUAGGUAAAGUUGGUCAUGCACUUUAGCUGCUCGUCACAGCAGCUCGUGGCGGCGGUGCUCAUCUCCGUCCCGUUGACCUUUGAGUCUGACGGGCUACCUUAAUAGUUCAUGUUAAGUCGACGCAAGGAUUCGGACACCACCUCUUCCCCCCCUAGUAUCUCCUUUAUCUUGAGAUAGCUACGUAACCCCCCAUAUUUACUUCACGAUACGGGGAAGGCUUAUCUUGAAACCAGUGCGAGACAAGGGAAGCAAAGGAGACGCGUAGGAGGCGAGGGUAUAAUAGUUGAAUCAGUAGCGCCACCUAUCUCUGUGCAGGUAGGCUACGUGUAGUUGAGAGUUAUAUAUAUACGGUUCCUUUCUGGACUCGUUACCGCUCGUGUGUUUGUAUUUACAUGACCCCUUCCCUCUCAACCACCGAGGCCGAGCUAAAGAGUUGAGUGCAAGGUAUAUUUAGAUCUGUGUUGAGUGAGUAUACCUGACAGUCAGAGAGCAUACAACCCCUCUCCAGAACACCACCACCAGAAGGCUGUACAGCGAUAUUUCCUUUUCAGGGGCAAAGGACCAAGCUAAGCGUCUCGGAGGGUAGAAUCCUUGCAGAAGACUAGACUCAACCAUGGGCGGAGGUGCGUCAAAGCAAAAACCGAAUUGUGGCUGUACGACCGAAGCAGCAGGAUACCUUCCCUAUGAUGUUUAUGAGGCCGCAAGAACUGGUCUGCCGGGGCCUGUCCUUUCGUACUUGAGCACAACAAAAGGUAGUAAUGUCAAUGCCACCUACAAGGGCGAGACAAUGUUGCAUGUGGCCUGUGCCAAUGGGCGGGAGAGUGUCCUGACCUUGCUGCUCAGCCAAAAGGGUCUGUGCCUGAACAUCCGCAACGCCUACAACGAGACGGCCCUCAUGCUUGCGGCGGGGAACGGAUACCGGGACUGUGUCGAGAUCAUGCUUGUCCAUACCCAGAGUUGUCCCCUUGAAAUACACUGCAAGAACAACAACAACCUGAGCGCUAUGGACAUCGCCCACAUCAACAACCGUCAGGACGUGGCUUAUUGUAUGCAGUCGUUUCUCAAGAAUCGGCCUCCACCAACGGGCGGGAAAAAAGACACCCAACCCCGACCUGCCGCCCCCGCACCUGGCAACAAUGAUCCCAGCCCCCCGCCCGCGACCAACAACGCCCCUGCAGUUUGUACUGUGACCUCUGCUGCCGCACCUGCAGUAACCACAGCCAGAAAGUGAACAACGCUCCAAACACAUGGCUUCACUGGCUUCACUCUCUGGUCAGGCUAACUUUGAAAAACUAAAAGAGCCAUAUUGAAUGUUAGGUCGGUAUUCUUAGGCGCUACCGACUCACCAUCAUUUACUUCUAAAGGCCAAGAAAAGAGGUAAAAUGCGUUCUCAUGAGUGUUUUUAGAGUGCAUGGUACAGAAGCCUUGGCAAACCAUCACCAGGGUAAAAAAAAAUACCCUUGGAAAGGCGCACAACUCUUACGAAAGCUUUUUCAAAUAUAUGUGCCUGGGCGAUGAAAAUGUUUAAUAAUAUGAGUGUUAGAUUUCGGCGCCCAGGCAGGUACGUACACAUCUGGGUAUUUCCACGGGUACUUCUAUGACCCUGGUUUAGUGUGACCCUUCCUCUGUACCAUGAACCUAAAAGAACACUCAUCACAACCCAAUUCAUCUCUUCUUACCAGCCUUUGGAAAUUGUUGAUGUGCAAGGCGGAAGCGUCUGAGAGCCCCUUUUCUGCCUCUCUCUCUCUCUCUCUCCCCCCCAAGUUUAUACUAUUGUCGAUUUCAAAAGAGCAAACCGCACUAAUUAAUAUAUAUGUUAAUCAUAGCGAAUGGGUUAUAUGUGUGCAGUUGUUUUCUGUUACUCGAAUGUAUGAUAACAGCAGCACCAGCGAACCGCACUUACACAAUUUCUGAUAUAAUUAACGUGAAUGGGUUAAAAGUGUGUAUUUGUUUUCUAUUAAUACUGGAACGUGUGACUGCAAUAAGUAAAGUGAUAUAGGCCAGGACAGAUGCUCUCUCUCCAUUUCUUACCAUUUCUGCCCCAUUUCAACCAAGUACCAUUGCCCGAUACACAAGCUAACCGUGUGUGUGUGUGUGUGUGUGUGUGUGUGUGUGUGUGUGUGUGUGUGUGUCAGCCAGUCAAUCAGCCAUACUCCUCAUCAUUCCCUAAUGACAUGCAACCCCCACCAGUGCCUACCCUAUAGUCAACCAACCAGUCAGUCAACCAGCCAGUCAGUUAGUUAAGUCAUCCAUGCCGCCGCCCACCAGCCAGACAGCCAUUCUGCCAUUCACAUUUUCCAUCCUUUCGUCCAUCAAUGUAUCUCUCUCAGCACUGACCGUCCCUGCACCAUCCCUACCACCAGUCAGUCACUCAGUCAACCAACCAGCCACUCAUCCCUCUACUUAACAUCUACCACUCAGCCAACCAUGCAACCAAGUCAGUGUCUCUCGUAUGCAUUUAGGCACAUUACAGGGUUGAAUAAGGUGUUUUGAGUCAUUAUUUUCUUAGCCAUUCGAGGUAUUUAAUAGAAUUUAGGUUACCUGCUCUGAAGAUAGUAAGUACUUGAUAUAGUGAAUUUCAAAGCACUACACAUAGCUUAUAUAUUUACCUUCAACUUAUUAUUUACUAUUAUUUACCUUAUUAUUUACUGAAUGGCAUUUCACAGCUAGGUCUUUAACUAUUCAAAUACUGUAUCCGUGAAAAGCUGUCGAUUGGUUAGGAAAAAAAAUCAAUAAAAUGUUGCAUGUU
Eriocheir sinensis (Chinese mitten crab) is the source of this 2881-nucleotide messenger RNA. RefSeq lists its product as uncharacterized. Bases 746 to 1363 code for a protein of 205 amino acids. Gene Ontology annotation, molecular function: protein binding. Lineage: Eukaryota; Metazoa; Arthropoda; Malacostraca; Decapoda; Varunidae. The transcript has 6 exons. The record is from RefSeq and is a predicted model, not a curated record.